Molecule: messenger RNA, 2935 nt
Organism: Cheilinus undulatus (humphead wrasse)
Lineage: Eukaryota; Metazoa; Chordata; Actinopteri; Labriformes; Labridae
Exons: 20
Coding region: 41-2152 (703 amino acids)
Biological process (GO): proteolysis
Cellular component (GO): cytoplasm
Molecular function (GO): calcium ion binding; calcium-dependent cysteine-type endopeptidase activity
Source: RefSeq, a predicted model, not a curated record
ACAGCAUACCUACAGUGGAGUUUAACUCGUUAAAUCAGCCAUGAUAAAGUCUCUGAGCGUCUCCUCAGAAAGCUCUCUCCCUCCCCUUGAAGAUGAUCUGGACUCGGUGUGUUCAGACGAGCUGCUUGGCUCUCACUCCCGCCGCUGGCUCAGUGAACUCAUGACCGGGGAUCUGCCUCCGGAGACCGGGGAGGUGAACACGAUGGGCCGGGACGGGCUGUUCGUGGAUUAUCACUUUCCUCUGGGGGAGCUGGAGAUGCAGUCUGGGGUCAUUUGGAAACGACCAAGGGAGCUCUGUUCAUCACCUCAGUUCAUAGUAAACGGAGCUACGCGCCUGGACGUCCGCCAGGGAGGACUCAAUGACUGCUGGUUACUUUCUGCCAUCGCCUCUCUCUGUGUUCAUCGCUCCCUCCUAAAGAAGGUCGUCUCUCUAGAUCAGAGCUUUCAGGACGGAUAUAACGGCUGCUUCACCUUCAGGUUCUGGCAGUACGGUCAGUGGGAGGAGGUCAGGAUAGACGACUUGUUGCCAACUAAGAACAACAAACUGAUCUAUCUCAGCUCCCCAGACAGAAACGAGUUCUGGAGCUCACUACUGGAGAAAGCUUAUGCCAAGCUGAAGGGGGGCUACAGAGCUCUGGACAUGGGCUUCCCUCAUGAAGCCAUGGUUGAUAUGACGGGCGGGGUGACUGAAGUUGUGCCCAUCGCCUCUCUGCCUGCAGACCUGCCCACUUUCCUCAGACACCUGCUGGCUAGGGGAGCGCUCAUCAACUGUGCAAACUGCGAGGGUCUUUUGGAGCAAAAGAAUGAACUUGGGAUCAUGUUCAGACAUGCUUACUCCCUGACUGCAGUUGAGAAGGUGGAGACGGCACACGGUGAGGUUUAUCUGGUGAGAAUCCUCAACCCCUGGGGCAACACAGAGUGGGAGGGGCCCUGGAGUGACCUUAAAGGCCCAGAAUGGAACACUGUGAGCAUGAAGGAGCAGCAAAGACUGGAAAGAGUCAGACGGGAGGAUGGAGAGUUCUGGAUGUCAGUGGCAGACUUCAGACAGUACUUUGCAACUAUGGAGGUGUGCCACCUACCUGACGCUCUGAGCGAACCAGGCUCCAAAGUGCGUCCGUGGUCCUGCAUAAUGUAUCAUGGGGACUGGGUGCCGCGCGUCACAGCAGGGGGGUCUCCAAUGGGGGAUAGGUUUUAUCAAAAUCCUCAGUUCUACUUCGACCUGUCAGAGGUGGACAGCAACCAAGACGACUCCAAGAAAACGUGCUCCUUCGUUCUGGCACUGAUGCAGAAACACCAGAGACGCAGAGGGAUUAACCUGUCUAUAGCUCUGCACAUCUACCCGGCUCAGAGAAAGAAUACAUACCUGUCACCUGAGGAUUUAAGCAGGCUCCACCCAGUCCUCUACACCCCCAUCUACUCCUCACGUCGGGAGGUCGUUCUCCGCAGCUCCCUCCCACCAGGUCAUUACAUCAUCAUCGCUUCAACCUCCGAGCCCGACCAACAGGGAUCGUUCCUCCUUCGUGUGCUGACCGAGAAGGGAAAUGAUGCAAUUCCAGCUCAGAAACCACCACCACCACAAGACGUCUCUUCAGCAUCAGAGCUGUCAUUUCCUCAUCAGGCUGCUCUUCCCUCUCCUAAAUCCACCAAACAGCUGUUUAAGAAGCACUGCAACAAGAAAGGAUAUUGUAAACCAUUGCACCUCUACAACCUGCUGACAGAGGCCCUACAGGGAGGAGUGUUGGCCGGCAGUGAGAAGUUCUUGGCUCUGGAGCACUGCAAGAGCUUGGUGGUCCUCAUGGAUAGUCAGGGCAUCGCUCAGCUGAGCUGGCCAGAGUUUCAGGGUCUGUGGGACAAGAUCAGGAAGUGGACAGAUAUCUUCCUCGUGUUUGACAAAAACAAAACUCUCCACCUUGAGUAUCCUGAGGUCGCCCCGGCUCUGAAGGCAGCGGGAAUCAUGGUGGAUGAUCUGGUGAUGCAGCUGGUUGGACUGAGAUACACAGAACCAGACAUGACGAUCAGCUACCCCGGCUUCCUCUACCUGCUGAUGAAACUGGAUAGCAUGAUCCAAAAAUUUCAAGCCUAUGACAUGGUAGGGAUGGGAACAGUGACCGUCAGCUACAGACAGUGGCUUCACAUGACCAUGUACAACUGACCUGACCUGGUCCCGUCAGACCGAUCCCUCAGGACUUUUCUUUGUUUGGUCUUACUGCUUUCUUAAUUUGAAUGCGUGAUUUUAAUGUGUAAAGUAGUUUAAAGUAGAUGUACAGUGGAGUUAAUGACAGAGACAUGUAGAAAACACAACAGGCUGAGAAGUAAGAUUUUUUAAACAUUUUUUCUUUCAUAUUUUUUUAUCACUCCAACAAUACAAACUACGAUGGCUUUAAAAACUCUUGAGUCAUGUAAAGUUCUAGGAAUAAAUAUUUUUUGAUUCACUCUAUUAGAUGAGUUUCAUUACAUAUGGGGGCCCAGAGGGGAAAAUUAUCAUAUUUAAUUUACUCAGUAUUCCUAUGAUAAAGAAUACACUUUGGAGAGAAAAUUUUAUUUCUGGAAAAUUUAUCCUACUGGGAUAAACAAGACAUCAGGGAAAACAACAUAAAUUAUGUAACUAUCAGGGAGAAAUGGAGUAGAUAAAAUGUACAGAUUUAUGUCUGCUUCUUCACAUUAAGAUUUACUAGUUUCUUUUUUUUAAGACAUGCUUUUACAUCAUAACAAGGUAAAACAUAAUUAGUACUGUAAAUAGUCAUGACACACCAAUGAUCUGCACAACAAAGAGAAAUAUUAAAACAUAGCAUUAGAACAAUUAUUUUAAAACCAGCAAGAUUUCUUGAUGAGUUCUUUUUUACUUCAUUAACCAUUUCUUUCACAUCUUCCAUGACACAUUUCUUUGACACUGUAUUAGUUGAUUUUCUUCUUUGCAACCAAUGAAAUUACAACA